This is a messenger RNA of Athalia rosae (coleseed sawfly), 6030 nucleotides long. RefSeq names its product exportin-5 (gene Ranbp21). The record is from RefSeq and is a predicted model, not a curated record. Gene Ontology annotation, molecular function: nuclear export signal receptor activity; RNA binding; small GTPase binding. Gene Ontology annotation, biological process: RNA export from nucleus; protein export from nucleus. Lineage: Eukaryota; Metazoa; Arthropoda; Insecta; Hymenoptera; Athaliidae. The transcript has 9 exons. Gene Ontology annotation, cellular component: cytoplasm; RNA nuclear export complex; nucleus. Bases 187 to 3843 code for a protein of 1218 amino acids.
CACGGAACUGUUGACGGGUUGGGGUUGGUAUAGGGUAAUUUGAAUCGGGUUUGCAUAGCUCAUCGGCAGGUCGCAGCACAAACUCCAAACGCGCAUCCUUCAGCCGCCAGCGUGCCGCAUCGCGGAGCAAUCACUUUGGUAGCAAGACACCUGACUAUCGUAAUAGAUUCCAUCAUUCCAGGCAGAAUGGAUGCAGGGGCGGGUGAUGUUGCCCAAAUAUCAGCUGAACUUGCCCGGGUUGUGGAAGUGAUGAUGUCACCUGGUGUACCACAAGAACAACGCCUAGAAGCCUACACAGCGUGUGAACGUUUCAAAGAAUCCUCUCCUUUAUGUGCACAAUGUGGUCUUUUUCUUGCUCAAAAAUGUACAAACACUAGCUCCGUGGUGCGACAUUUUGGGCUGCAGCUGAUGGAACACUGUGUUAAGUAUAGAUGGACCCAGAUGUCGCAGCCUGAAAAAAUUUUCAUCAAAGAAAAUGCCAUGAAAUUACUCCAAGAUGGUACCGAGCCUCUGUUACAAGAAGAAACCCAUAUAAAGGAUGCCUUGUCCAGAGUCAUUGUAGAGAUGAUCAAAAGAGAAUGGCCUCAGCAAUGGCCUACGCUAUUAGCUGAACUGAGUCAAGCUUGUACCAGGGGGGAAAGCCAAACUGAGCUGGUUCUCCUAGUGUUCUUAAGACUGGUUGAAGAUGUAGCCCUUUUGCAGACGUUAGAAUCGAAUCAAAGGAGGAAGGACAUAUACCAAGCACUAACUACAAAUAUGGCAGAGAUAUUUACUUUUUUUCUAAGACUGAUAGAGCAGCAUUUUACAAAGUUUCAAGAAACAAGUGGCCUAGGUCGUAUUAAUGAAGCCGCCGCCCAUGGAAAAGUUGUUCAAGUGGUUCUGCUUACUCUGACAGGAUUUGUUGAAUGGGUCUCUAUUGGGCAUAUGAUGACUGAGGCUGGCCGACUUUUGCAUAUUCUGUGCGUACUCCUUGGCAACCCUACAUUUCAAUGCCCUGCAGCUGAAUGUCUCUUGCAAAUUGUCAAUCGUAAGGGUAAAGCUGAGGAUAGAAAACAAUUGAUGAUUCUUUACUCUGAAGAGGCACUUAGAUGCAUUUACAGUGCUGCAAUUGGACCUGUGUCCCCACCAGGACCUAAUAACUGUGAUGAAAAUCGUUACUUGUUUUUGAAGAAGCUGAUUCAGGUACUAACUGGAAUGGCGUGGCAACUUUGUUCACUUUGGGGUAAGGAAGAUGGAUCUACGGUAUGCCCGGCCCACUUCAAUCUCUACUUGGAUGCUGUGAUGACGUUUACAACCCAUUCUAGCCUAACGUUAUCACACAUGGCCAAUACCAUAUGGGUAAUGUUGUUCAAACAUGACCAGAUCAAGACAGACCCUUUGCUGCUGACUUAUGUACCAAAGUUCGUUGAGAGCACGGCCCCUAAGCUUAUCAAACUGUCCUACGCAAACGGUAGGCCUACAAACAGGACAGUUGCCUAUCCUUUGGCAGACUAUGAUUCUGAAGAAGAGUUCAACGUCUUCUUCCAUCGAUUGAGAAUGGAUCUGCUUGAAGGGUUUCGCCAUGCAACAAUGGUCGCACCCUUGGUAACCUUUGCUUAUGUCCAGCAAUGGCUGACGGCUAAAAUAACGAAAGGGCUUACAGAUAUAGGAUAUGAGAGUAAUCCAAAUGAUCCGGUAUACCUUGAAUGGGAAGCCCUUGCACAAGCUCUAGAUUCGGUAACUUCACGGAUACUUCACGUGAAUGAGCGACCAAGUGUACAGACUGGCCUUCAACUGUUGGAAUUGUGUUUAAGUUACUCUCCGCUUGAUCCCUGGCUGUUAUCUGCUCUAUUGUCAUGUAUAAGUGCAUUAUUUGUCUUUCUAUCCAUGUCCACGGGUUCUAUGGAAAUGCCUGGUGUAACUAUACUGCCGAGGGUAUUGGAAAAGAUUUUUGCAGCUUUGGUAUUCGAAGGACGUGGUGAUACGAAAGACAAUAGGUCCAGGGCGGUGAAGAAUGUCCGGCGUCAUGCUGCGAGUCUUAUGGUGAAGAUUGGAUUGAAAUAUCCUCUCCUACUUCUCCCAGUUUUCGAACAGAUCCACACUACCGUCUUAGGGCUAGUACAGGAAGCCAGUCAACUAACAAAAAUGGAGGGCGUUACAUUAUAUGAAGCACUUUUAUUGAUAUCAAAUCAUUUCUGUGAUUACGAGAGACAAACACGGUUCGUUUCCGAGGUCAUCGGUCAAGGAUCGUCCCGGUUUGUCGACAUUGGCACUGAGGCGUUCAAAGGACCAAUUGAAUUCAUGCGGUUCGUUGGUCUUGACAGAGCACCGAUCGAGUGCAACAUGGAAGAUCCGACUGGAAAAAAUCGGGCAGAUCUUGUAUUUUGUCUUGCCACAAUAUUAAGUGUUGUAAAACGUUGUUCGGUACCCGAAGAUCCUGAUCGUGCCUCCAGAGGUGGCUUUUUGGCAGCUCUCAGUGAAAGUGGUAACCCAGUUUACAGAAAUCCUUCAAGCCCACAUGUGAUCCCAGUUCUACCAACGCUAUUUGCUCUCUUAAGGGCAACCAACGCACUCUUCACACCCGAAGCACUUGCUCUAUUGUCCGAGGGAUAUCGAUCCGCUCAUGGACUCCUAGAAUCAGAAAAAUCAAAUCUCCUUGGAGUAAACGCAUCGAACAGUGACAACAAUGCUGCUGAUUCAGAUCAGACAUCGGUAGCACCAUUGGUUCGAAUGCAAACGUUUCUUUCAAACGUUCAUGAUACCUGUUACCACAUGCUAGGAAGUGGGUGCCACACAAUCGGUCGUGACUUUUAUCAGCUAUCAGGACUUGCACCCGCACUGCUUAAUUCUGUAUUUUCAAAUAUGGAGGUGAUCCCAGAUUACAGACUCCGACCAAUAAUACGGGUAUUCAUGAAACCGUUCAUCCAUUUUUGCCCACCUGCCUACUACGAGACAGUGCUCAUCCCUGUUUUAGCCCAUGUCUCAACUCACAUGUGCCAGAGAUUAACAGCCAAGUGGCAGUAUAUGACUCAGCUUUAUGAAUCAGGAGGAUUCGACGAGGAGAACUGUACAAAUGUUCAAGAGGUGAUCGAUGAUAUGUUAAACAGAAACUUGACCCGAGACUUCGUCGAUGUGCUGAAGGUGGCUCUUGUCGGUGGUGCAGCGAGUGACGCUUCUCCGUCAGACUUUAUGGAACAAGACAGCAGCGGAAUGGCUGUUGAUGCACCAUCGACAAGGGGUAGCAGUAUUGUUGCCGAAGUAGUCAGUGAGCUUGGGACCCUUGUACUACGACAUCCAUCCACCUGCCACAGUGUAGUGCUCUGCGUUCUAGGAGCAUUAUCUUGGAAUGACUCAAAUGCUAGUCUCAGAGCAACUACGCUCACCGGGCCUAUUGUACGAGCUUUAGCUGUCGACGGAAGUCUAACGCCAGCAAUGGCUGCUCACGUAAUGGUUGCUGUCCUUCAAGGACUGCAAUUACACGGUCAACAUGACGCUAAUCAAGGAUCUCUCAUAACGCUGGGAGCACAGAUCUACGAAUGCCUCAGGCCCAAAUUUCCUAACAUAAUUGAGGUGAUGCAACAAAUACCUGGUGUAAACCCAGCCGAUCUGCAAAGGUUCGACGAAAAAAUGACGGUGGUUAGCGCGAAAGGAAACAAAGUUGAAAAAGGAAAGAAGGACCUAUUCAAAAAAAUUACCAAUCAGUUGAUAGGUAGAAGUAUGGGUCAAUUAUUCCGUAAAGAGGUGAAGAUUGAUAAUCUACCACGACUGGAGGUGACUGGUAAAUCACGAUCGCUUCGCGUCGAUGAAAUUUCGAACGGUCCUUCCGAAACGGGUCUUACAGCACUUUUCGCAGGACCCACGUAGCAUACAGCUCAGGAACGCAACGUCUUUCAAAAUUGGUCUAGCUCGUUGUGUGAGUAUAAGUUAUUAUAAAAAUUUACGAUUUUUAUUGGAAGUAAAGACGAAGGGGAACGCGAUCGACGGGAGGGAUUUUGUCGUUAACAUGGUACCCACAUAGAUCGCUGGAAAUCUUGUGCGUCAAGUUCGAUAUUACGUUAUGUUGACUCUGUUUUUGUUGUUGAUUGUUUUUUUUUCAUUUUUUUUCUCGUUCAGAAGCAUGCUGCAUCCAUACACGUUCCUAACUUAAUAAUAUAAUAUAUUUUGUGUAAAAAAUCAACUUGAUAUGCAUUAUUGGCAUAUUAUGGGUGCAAUGUACAUAUACUACAGUAUACUACAGUAUGCGUACAUUGUGUUGCUAGAAAAAUUUAAAUAACCAAUUCCUCUCAGUUUUCGCCACCUUCAAUCUAGUAAGAGGCGGUCAUACGUUUUUAUGUUCGUAGUACUACUGUGAUUAUAUAUUUCAUGGUGUCGAUUCGAAUGGCAAAAAAUGAAUCAUGUAACAUACUGGUGUAAUGAAAAUUUCGUUUCCUAUCGCGUACUGUUACAUUUUCUAUAGAUAUAGUUAUUUAUUAAAUUAUAGAUAUCGAAUAAAAUUGUGUACUAAAAAUUCAUAAAUUGUCCUCGCACAAAGAACGGUGGACGAUAAUAUACGGGUCGUAUAAGUUGUGCAUACCGACCUAUUUCAACGGAUAUUCAAUAGGUGGGUUUCUAAAAUUUGUUACUGCCCCGCGUGAUCAUUGCGAUCCAAGAAGCCGCGAAAAUUUUCUAAUAAGAACUACCGGGUACGUAUGCAUUUGGGUAUGAACAAGAUUGACGUCGACUAUACUACCGUCCGCGCUUGACCCUGGAGGUCACUUUUUGUAAAAUAUUGACUGAAUCCUCGUUACGUUUGGCUAUCAAUAAAUGAAUGAAUAAAUAGAAAUGAGUUAAAAAUGAGAUGAGGCUAGUGAUAGUAUGUAAAAUCCAAUUAUGUCAUUCCCGAGAGUUCAGUGCCAGGUGCGCCUUCGUUGCUGAAUAGCACGCGUUAGCUUGGACCCAUCAUGCCAGUGUACAUACAUAUACACAUUUAUAUACAAUUGUAUAUUGUACUAUAAAGAUAAUGAUUAUAAUAGUAACAUUAACAUUAACACUGAUAACAUUGAUAAUAAAUCAAACACUACUGUUAACGUAAAAUACAGCGGUAACAAUAAACUUGAAUUUCUAAAUAUGCGAUUGGCAAGGGCUGAAAAGUUUCUGCGGCAAGAUGGGAUCAACGCGCGAUAUGUAUCAAUGCGGAAUUUAAUCUCAGGAGGUGUUGUCAAUGCGGAAUCCUAAAUGCUGAUCAUCUCAGAAGCCAGUAAAAUUAUAUUGAAGAGCAAUUACCAUUCCACGCGCCUGUUUCGCGUCUGAAACCUGCAUAGCUAUAUUACGAUCUGAAAAUCAACAAGUUCAACCUUAAGUUGUUAAAUUUCAUUUGCAAAAGCAUUAUGGUACUCCCUAAGUACUGUCCGCGAAUGCUUCUUUUUCAAGAAUUUUGUAAGUAUAAUCUGUACAACCGUUGUACGUUCGAUUAAUUAGUUGCAAAUAUGUAUAUAAUAUAAAUAUUAAUUAAAAAUAGGCUAAUAAUUGACGCCUGCAACAUUUUUUGUACGUACCAAUAUCACACUUAUAAUAGAUAUACACAAAUAUCGAAACGAAACGAAAAUGAAAAAAAAUAUUUGUAUACGAAUACGCUUUAGUUCAAGUUUAUUGAAAAUUUCUUGCAGCAUACAGACAUUUAUAGCACGAUCAUCUUUUUUACAAUCAAAAAUACAUGUAGGUAUAUUUUUUCAGUGCUCUUAUUUUCUAAGGCUGUAAAAUAUUUCAAUAUGUUUAAUCGCGAAUUAAAGUAACGUUACGCGAUAUAAUUAUUACAUUAACAUGAAUUAUUACCACUUGGCGCUUAGCGUAUCGUUGCCAUAAUCAGAAGGCACUUUCGCGACGAUGACGAUGAUGAUGAUGAUGAUGAUAAUGAUAAUAAUGACAAAUAUAAUAAUAAUAUAUAUAAGUAAAACCUUUCGCGUCUCUUUGGACGAUGCAGGUUUGAAAAUAUCUCUGUGUGUAUAUAAUAUGUUUUCUAUAAUAAGUAUGUAUACAACGCCAUCGAUUAAAAUAAUUUCAUAUAGAUAUCAA